AAAUCACGUGACGGGAGCAUUUCAAACAAGCGUCAUAGCGGCGUAUUGAGCGCUCGACACGUCAGUACUCAGCAGCACAUCACUAGUUUGCUCUUAUGAGACCCUCGCGCUCAGACUUCUGCACGGCCAUAAGAUCAAGCAAAGGUGCGGAAGGGCUUUCCCAUUUCACAUGGCCAUAUACUGAGGUGUCUAAUGGCCUCCAGCUUAGGACUGUCCAUGUUAGAAGAGAAUCUGAGAAGAGAAGGGCAGACACUUAAUGAUAGAGAAGAGUUUCCCACAGAGCAUGGCCUCUGCCAAAGAAGUUGGAGUGGAUGAAAGAACGGUGGACAUUAAAGAAGAGGACUGUGAGCGGCUCACACCAGAGGAUGUGUGUGUGAAGUUGGAGGAUCACGAAGAAACAAUUUCAGUUUUUAAAGAGGAGGAGGAGUGCAAGGAGGUGACUGCUGCCAUUAAAGCUGAGGAUUUGAAUGAUUUCUCCAUUGGUCUUGAACUUCAAAAGCAUGAAACUGAGAAUAUUUUCAAGAAAGAUACCUGUGAAGAAUCUCCAUCCAGUUUACAGCCCUGGUCCACUAAUAGAGGACAACUGGAUACGCAGGAGAAUUCUGUAGAACUGAAAUCAGAGUUAUCGGAGUCUGAAGAGAAAAUCACCGAGGAAAAUGGGAGAGAAGGAGAAGAGUCACCUGGGAGUGUUGGAAUAAAUGGCAGCUUCUCUCCACCUUCAUUUGGUCAGCCCUCUCUUCAAUACAAUGAGAAAGGUAGGAAGAAAUCAGCAAGAGGAUCAGAGAACCUGACAGCAGCCUUUUUACAGUGCAGUUCUGUCCCUGCUACUUCAGUAACAGAGACCGAAGCCAUCAAAACUGAUCGACAGCAAGUGGAGAAAGAAAUUCAAAUUCACAGUGGAAAAAAAUGUUGUUUGGAAUGUGGCAAACAAUUCACACACAAAAGUGAUCUUAAUAGGCAUAUGGAGAUUCACACUGGAGAAAAACCAUAUUGUUGUAAUGAAUGUGGUAAGUCCUUCUCGUGGAGAAGCAAUCUUGUGAGGCACAGAAGAAUCCACACAGGAGAAAAACCUCAUUGUUGUCCAGAAUGUGGUAAGUCGUUCUCAUGGAGAAGUCAUCUUCAGAGGCACAGAAGAGUUCACAUUGUAGAAAAAGCUCAUUGUUGUCCAGAAUGUGGUAAAUCGUUCUCAAGAAGAAGCAACCUUCAGAACCACAGAAGAAUACACACUGGUGACAAACCUCAUUGCUGUUCAGAAUGUGCUGACUAA
Molecule: messenger RNA, 1267 nt
Organism: Polypterus senegalus (gray bichir)
Lineage: Eukaryota; Metazoa; Chordata; Cladistia; Polypteriformes; Polypteridae
Product: zinc finger protein 665-like
Exons: 4
Coding region: 257-1267 (336 amino acids)
Biological process (GO): negative regulation of transcription by RNA polymerase II
Molecular function (GO): DNA-binding transcription repressor activity, RNA polymerase II-specific
Source: RefSeq, a predicted model, not a curated record